UAAUAAGGUCUUUAUGUCCCCAGACUUUUUCAUUCGUUAUCCAGAAUCACACCCGUACAUACAGAACGAUUGCACCCGUACAUUUCAAGUUUCCCGCAUUUGUUGAUGAAUAAUCAAAAGCUUCUAUUGGCUCCGAUGUUUUUAGCUUUACCGCUUAUAGCUUAGUACAAUAAAGCUAUCAUCAUUAGUGUUAAAACAAUAGGAUAUUGUUUGACGGACCCUGGAAGUUCGAGUUGCUGAGUUUACCUUAAAAAGCUAUAAGGAUAUUGAGUUAGUGUUGUGUUUUUUUUUUUUUUUGGAUAAUUCGGUUAUACUGUUAGACCCUGAAUCCGAGACUGUUGAAACAAAGCGGUAGUUACGGUUGGUAUAAACAGGUUAAAUAGGUAAGAAAGUAACGGGCAUCCAGAGAGGUUAAUAGGCCGGAGCUUAAGGAUGCAUUUGUUGACUUUUAUACUGCUUGGUAUACCGGUGACGGUUCUGAUUUACUUGGUUAGCUGUGCAUUGGUUGGACAACUUGAUGGUCUAAUAGAAAUAUCAAAUAAAGCAUAUCACUAUUUCCCGGCUGGCUGUGAUAUUGGGAAAGUGAUUUUCCUUUGUGGAGUAACACCAUUUUUGCUUCAACUUAUUGCAUUACUUGAUGACAUUUUUGCUAAAGCAAAUACUAAUUCAAGACUAGUUAGUAAUUAUGAUCGUCGUAAGAAUUCCAAAUUCGAAAGAUUUUACUUUCCAACAUUGAAAGAAUUAGUCAAAUUAUCCAUCAUUACUUACCUUGCACGUCCUCAUACUCGUUUUGAUGAUAUUAUUGAUACUGCCGAUGAAUCCCCUUAUAAGUGGAGCAUUCUACAGCUCAAUCUCGGAGUUUUCAUUUAUUCAAUGGCCAAAUUUUUAAUCACUUGCUGGGUUUAUUCACCUUUCCAAUAUAAGAGAAAUUAUUCAAAGUUUUUGGAGCUAUAUGAUAUGUGGAUGGAUCAUGAAGUUGCAUCAGUGAAUGAUAAAACAGACGCAGCAAUGGUCUUAGCAGACUCGAUGGUUAGAUAUUCAUCAAUUUCUUCAAAUCCGGAUUCUCCUUUAAAUGAUAAGUUCCCAAUUAGAAUCGAUCGUAAUUCGGUUGAAACCACCAAUACGUUAUAUUCGGAUCAAAUCCCAUUUCCUCCUAAAUUCAAUUUGAGCUCUUUCAAUGACUCUUCGCUGGCAGGUAAAGGCUCCUUGAAUAAAAUUCAAUCAAUGCCUAUAAUGUCAAAAUCAGAUUCUUGCCUGAGUAAUAGUGAUCAAAAUUCAAAUCAACUGUCAAAAAAAUUAAAUUCAAACUUCAAAUCAUGUUAUCAUUUGGUUGAUAAGUUGUAUUCUAUAUCUCCUAAAAAUACUUAUCAUUUGAACUAUGCCACUGCUUGCGCAGUUUCAAAGCAAGAUUCCAGCCUUGAUUCCGAUAACGAAUCAAUAAAUUUUAACGAUUAUAAUGUUGAAUCAUAUGAAGGACCAGACUUUGAUGGAAACUCGCCUUUUAUUGCUGAAGGUAGUGAUCAUCUCGGUGGUGGUGGCGGUGGUGGUAACAACUAUAAGAUUAAACUUCCAAAUGGUACUAAAAUAGGAUUCGGUGCCGGUGGUGGUGGUGGUAUAGAUUAUGACCACAAUUCUGAUAAUGAUGAAGAAAUAGAUGAUAAUUCCCCUAAAAGUAAUGACCACUUUGGUGGUGGUGGUGGUGGUGGUACCAAUUUCAAAAUUAAACUUCCAAAUGGUACUAAAAUCGGAGGUGGUGCCGGAGGUGGUGGUGGAUUCGACUAUGACCAUAACAACGGUGACAACCAAGAUUAUGGAAGUUGCGAGAAUCAACUUUUUAAAAGGGAAUCUAAAAAUUAUAAAAAGAAAAUCAUUGGUUUUAUUAACUGGUUUCAAUGGUUGAACCCUUUAUUGCCAAUCGCAUCCGAUGAAGAAUUGCAAUCGUUAUUGGCAUCUCCUACUCCUAAGAGGAAUAAAAGAGAUCCAACCGAUCCAGUAAUCAAGAAGAAAUUGUCUCUGUAUACGUUAAGAAAACGGUCAAUACCUGAUGACUCGUUUUCUUUCAACUCUAAUGUGACUUGUAACUCAAUGGGUAAUAUUGAUUCAUGUUUUGAUGAUUUAGAAUCUAAUUGCAAAAAGAUUAACAGUUCAUCAGUUUGCAGCAACAGACAAAACUAUGAUAGGUUCGAACAAUAUGUAUUGACCUAUUUUGAUUAUGAUCUCCAUACAUUUAAAGCACCAUUUGAGGUUGAUCCAUUCUUCAAGAACUUUGAUUAUGUGUGCAAGGAUUUCAACUGUAUUUAUUUCAUAAUAGUCAACUUGAAUUGUUUUUUCUGGGACUCGAUUGGGUUUAUGGCUUAUUCCUUACCUUACUUAAUAGUAUCAAUUAAUCAUUUCAAUUUAUUUUUAAUGUUUUUGGGAAUUAUGAUGGUCAAAUUUUUCAAUUUAAAUUAUUUAAAUGAUCAGUUUGCCAAAUCUUUUAAGAUUAGUAUCAUUUACGAAGUUUUAAUCAACUUCACUUUAUUCAUUAGUUUGGUGUAUUAUUAUUACUCAAUUAUUUAG
Messenger RNA from Hyphopichia burtonii NRRL Y-1933, 2559 nucleotides. RefSeq lists its product as uncharacterized. The transcript has a single exon. The record is from RefSeq and is a predicted model, not a curated record. Bases 433 to 2559 code for a protein of 708 amino acids. Lineage: Eukaryota; Fungi; Ascomycota; Pichiomycetes; Serinales; Debaryomycetaceae.